AUGGGAAGCUGUGUUUCAUCGCCAUUGAAAGGUUCUCCUUUUGGGAAGAGACCGGUAAGAAGGCGACACAAUAGUCAUAGCAAAACAUCAUCAUCUAAUCCUAAAUUAACUAAUCUUUCCCGGAGAUUGCUUUUCCAGCCACCUAGCCGUGUUCUUCCUGAGCCCAUUGGAGAUGGCAUCCUCCUCAAGUAUGAACUGGGCAAAGAACUUGGCCGUGGUGAAUUUGGUGUCACACACGAAUGCAUUGAGAUCACUACUCGGCAAAGGUUUGCGUGUAAGAGGAUAUCGAAGGAGAAGCUAAGAACAGAGAUAGAUGUUGAGGAUGUAAGAAGAGAGGUUGAGAUCAUGAGUUGUCUACCUAAACAUCCUAAUAUCGUGACCUUCAAGGAAGCUUUCGAGGACGAAGACGCAGUCUAUCUUGUCAUGGAGAUUUGUGAAGGUGGUGAGCUUUUUGACCGUAUUGUUGCCAGAGGGCACUACACUGAACGUGCAGCUGCAUCAGUUGCUAAAACCAUUCUUGAAGUUGUCAAGGUAUGUCAUGAACAUGGAGUGAUUCAUAGAGAUCUUAAACCUGAGAACUUCCUCUUUUCAAAUGGAACCGAGACUGCACAGCUUAAAGCUAUUGACUUUGGUCUCUCCAUUAACUUCAAACACGGCCAACGGUUCAAUGAGAUUGUGGGAAGUCCUUAUUACAUGGCUCCAGAGGUAUUGAGAAGAGACUACGGUCCUGAGAUCGAUGUCUGGAGCGCUGGUGUUAUACUAUAUAUCUUGCUUUGUGGUGUUCCUCCUUUUUGGGCAGAAACUGAGGAAGGAAUCGCGCAUGCUAUCGUGAGAGGGCACAUCGAUUUCGAGAGAGAUCCAUGGCCAAAAGUGUCUAAAGAAGCUAAACAACUCGUUAAGAACAUGCUUGAUGCAAACCCUUAUAGCAGACUCACAGUUCAAGAAGUUCUUGAACAUCCAUGGAUCCAGAAUGCAGAGAGAGCACCAAAUGUGAAUCUUGGAGAUAACGUGAGGACCAAGAUUCAACAGUUCUUGUUGAUGAACAGGUUCAAGAAGAAAGUUCUCAGGAUCGUAGCAGACAAUCUACCAAACGAGGAGAUAGCAGCGAUAGUACAGAUGUUUGAAACCAUGGACACUGACAAGAACGGCCACUUGACUUUGGAGGAGCUAAGAGAUGGACUCAAGAAUCUUGGACAACUUUGUCCCGAUGGUGAUGUGAAGAUGCUAAUGGAUGCAGCUGAUACAGAUGGAAACGGAAUGUUGAGCUGUGAAGAGUUUGUGACACUAUCAAUACAUUUGAAGAGAAUAGGCUGUGAUGAGCAUUUGCAGGAAGCAUUCAAAUAUUUUGACAAGAAUGGCAAUGGGUUUAUCGAGCUAGACGAGCUAAAAGAAGCUCUUUUCGAUGAUAAGCUAGGCCAGGGAAACGACCAGUGGAUUAAAGAUAUCUUUUUUGAUGUUGACCUCAACAAGGAUGGAAGGAUAAGCUUUGAUGAGUUUAAGGCAAUGAUGAAGUCAGGGGCAGACUGGAAGAUGGCGUCAAGGCAGUACUCAAGGGCGUUGUUGAAUGCUCUCAGCAUCAAAAUGUUCAAAGAAGAUUUUGGGAACAGUGCUCCUAAGUCACAGUCCAUGGAGUUCCCUAUAGCAAGGAAGAAAGCUAAGAUACUUGAUUCUCCCAAGAACAAAUCAAUGGAGCUUGGCAUCUCUAAAACCUAUAAACCCUCAGGUCUAAGAAACUAA
Messenger RNA from Eruca vesicaria subsp. sativa (arugula), 1737 nucleotides. The record is from the annotation of a GenBank genome assembly. Lineage: Eukaryota; Viridiplantae; Streptophyta; Magnoliopsida; Brassicales; Brassicaceae.